Messenger RNA from Carassius auratus (goldfish), 4404 nucleotides. RefSeq lists its product as uncharacterized. Bases 1169 to 3676 code for a protein of 835 amino acids. The transcript has 9 exons. Gene Ontology annotation, biological process: protein deneddylation; proteolysis. The record is from RefSeq and is a predicted model, not a curated record. Gene Ontology annotation, molecular function: deNEDDylase activity; cysteine-type peptidase activity. Lineage: Eukaryota; Metazoa; Chordata; Actinopteri; Cypriniformes; Cyprinidae.
AUGGCAUUGAAUAUGCUUAGUUCUAGUGGACUAGAUCUGCUACACGUUGCUGCUGAGCAUCUACUAAUCAACAUACUGUUAUAAAGAAAACAUGCUGUUGUUGAGACCAUGUUUAGAAAAUGGUGUUAAUGAUUGACCCAAACCCAAACUUUUUUUUACAUUCAAAGAUAGGGAAAAUGUUGAGAAAGCUGAGGAAAUAAUUGAGGUGACUGAAGGGCACAGUGACGCUAAGGAAAGAGGGGAUGAAAUCAAUUCUUGUGCCAGGGAAGAUGACAGGAACAGCACUGGUGAUAAAGAUGAACAAGAGAAUACUAACAACGACGAUGUAAGUUCAGGACACAAUGAGCAGAAUGGUACAGAGGAGUGGAGGGAUGAGGAUUUUUCUUGUGACGGGGAAAAUGAUGCUGCAGACAGGAACAGGUACAGCACAGAUGAACACCAGGAUGAUAACACAAGUUCAAGACACAAUGAGCAGAAUGGUACAGAGGAGUGGAGGGAUGAGGAUUUUUCUUGUGACGGGGAAAAUGAUGCUGCAGACAGGAACAGGUACAGCACAGAUGAACACCAGGAUGAUAACACAAGUUCAGGACACAAUGAGCAGAAUGGUACAGAGGAGUGGAGGGAUGAGGAUUUUUCUUGUGACGGGGAAAAUGAUGCUGCAGACAGGAACAGGUACAGCACAGAUGAACACCAGGAUGAUAACACAAGUUCAAGACACAAUGAGCAGAAUGGUACAGAGGAGUGGAGGGAUGAGGAUUUUUCUUGUGACAGGGAAGAUGAUGCUGCAGACAGGAACAGGUACAGCACAGAUGAAGUUGUGAAUAAUGAUGAGACAGCCACUGGGAACUGGAGGAAAACAAGACCAUGUCCAAAGAAAUUUAAAGUUACCAUAAAAACAAGAACCUGGAAAAAAAUAAAGCCACAUGCAGGCUCAACCCACUUAAAAAAGCCAUGGACAGACAUCUUAUAUGAAGCAUUCACUAAAGUGAAUCCUUGCUGUGUGCUUUCAUUUAAGUAUCAGCAUGUAAAAUGUAGGAAAAGUCGUAAACAAAGGGCACCUUAUUUCAGGGCACUCGGUGUCUGUACCUUUGAUGACUGCUCAGCAAAAUAUAUAUUUACGAUUCGCACAAAACCCAAACCAUUCCAGAAGAGUAUUGAUAUCCAUGUUAUGCGACUGGGUGAUGUGACCCACAAGCAUAAAGAAUCUAAAUUCAGACACGCCAAAUUCACCAAAAGAGGAAAAAUUGCAGCAGCAAUAGCAAAUGGAGUAAGCCAGUACUUCUAUGAGUCCUUAAAAAGCACUCCACCAGAUGAGAUUUUGGCAGGCAACGUUUCCAAAUGCCUUACAAUGGAUGUCUUAAGAGUUAUAUCAAGUGAAGUCAGGAAAAGCACAAGACUCCAUGAUGAUGUUAUCAUGGAGAUGAUGCUCUGCCAGAAGAUCAUGAAGGAGUGCAGUGGUACUGCCUCUCAAGUGGCAGGCUAUAUUCAACACUUACAAGUGGACCCAUUUGGCGUCCACUUGUACACAGAUUGUGGUUUACAAAUACUGGCAGAACAUUUGAAAAACUCACCCCCAGUCACAUUACAUCUAGAUGCUACAGGCAGUGUCAUGUCACGUAUCCCCAACCAAAGCAAAAGAAUCCUUUAUUAUGCCCUUGUUCUCCCUGGAAAAGGAAAAGAUAAACCACCCCUUCCUUUGUCCGAGUUCAUAUCAAAUGAGCACUCCAUACCAACUCUCACAUUCUGGCAGAUGGAAACACUGAGACAACUGAACAGGAUAACAACACGAAAGGUCCACCAUGUUGAAACCGAUUUUAGUUGGGCACUCAUUGGUAGUGUCCUCCUGGCCUUCAAUAAAGAAAGUGUCUCAUCCUACAUAAACAGAGCACAUAUACUUGUCAGCCAAAAAGUGAAAAAGGCAGAUACAGAAAAUUUCACAGUUAUCCAUCUAUGUUCAGCCCACAUAAUAAAGGCUGUAACGGCUGCAUUUUCAAAGAAAAGUAGCGAGUAUGCUCUAAAGGAAUAUGCAACUUACUGUUUUGGCCUUCUUCUUAACAGCACCACCCUACAUGAAGCACUUAACAUCUUUCAGGAUAUGGCCAUGUUGUUCAUGUCUGCAAACAAUUCUGAUGCGGUUAUGUCAGCAAAGAACACACUGGACCAAAAAAUCCUUAAGUCCCACCCUACUAAUGUGGAAGAGACACUUCCACCAUAUGUAGAAGAUAUGGAGAGCAGCAGCAACAUCAAGACUAUAUGUGGCAAAUCUCCCUUCACACAGUUAUUCAAUAGUGUUCUGGAGAAGACCAAGUGCACACAACCAGGAAGUGGGGAAAAAAAUGAAUUCUACUGCCCAGGGAUCAUCAAUGUUCUCAUGAGCACAUACAUGGGCAUUUUCCCUCUUUGGAGUGGCAUACUGCUUGCAGACCUGAGUAGACACUCUAAAGAGAGUAUUAAAGAAAUAAAAACACGGGAAACAAAUUGCCAUGUAGAACAGUGGUUCUCAAUCGUCAAGAAUCACAUACUACAAAGAAAGAGGUUCCUGCGGCCUGCAGAUUUCAUCUCAAAGAUGUACAACUCUCUGCAAGGAAGGUACAAACAGCAUCAGAUGAUGUAUAAUAUUGAUAGCCUGUCUCAAGAUGCACCUUCAAAGCAAAAGACAAUUGAUCAGCAAGAGGAGCAAUGGGCCAAAAGAUCUGAAAGACCUGCAAAACAUCGUUCCAAGUAUUUUGAUCCACCAGAAGCUGUGCCACAACCAAAAAAACGCAGGACAAAACAAACAUCUGAGGAUCAUUCAGAGGACAUGUCAGCCCAGAUCCAAGCUCUGUGGUCCAAGAAAGCAUGUGAGAUUGUCAUUGCUGUAACACAGUCAAAUGACAAAAAAAGGUCUUAUAUCUUGCAUCAUUCAGAGCUGAAAACACUCCAGCCACAUAAAUGGCUGGUGGGGGAGACAAUCCAAUGCUAUUUUCAAGUGUUGGUGAACAACAGCGAACAGGGAAAUAAAAUGUACAUACUUGAUCACUACACAGCAGGAAUUAUAAUUCAUGGUGAAAGAGAUCAAGUCCGGAGAAAUAGCCUCUCAAAGGUGAACUUUGAUGACUAUGAUGGACUGAUUAGCUUCCUGAAUGUCGAUGGGAACCAUUGGGUAUUUCUGUAUGUCCAUGCAGCAUCCAGCCAGGUGUUUGUGGUAGACCCUAUGGGACAUAAUGAAGAGGCCAAAUCCAUGCAUGCCGCCUGCAGAUUUCGAGAGUACUUCAAAAUGAGAAGAAACUGCCUCUCUAAAAAUGACUGGGUGGACAUUAAGUGGCAAGGAGGAAAAAUUGACCAUUCCACUCAACAAGAUGGUUACAGCUGUGGAGUGAUCGUCAUGCAGAUGGCUAAAGGAGUUGUAGCUGAUUUCCCACGCAUCCCUUGUCAUUUGAUGAUAAACACAUCCAAGCAGCAUAUGGAAGAUGUGCGACUGAGAAUGGCAGAGGAAAUUCUGCAAGCCUCAGUAUUCAAGAGAGGACAUUACUGUUCUGCUUGUGCUGCCUCAAAACCCCCUGGUGGAGGUGCAAAAACGGUUUGGAUCGAAUGUCAUCAAUGCAAGAGGUGGUUCCAUGUGACAUGCAUUCAAAUGACAGAGGGCCAGUUUAACAGGGCUCGAAAGAGUGAUUGGAAGUGCUGCCUAUGCAAAUAAUUAAAAAAUCCUGUGUAAAUAAUGUAUUACAGUUGUUUUAUGUAAAAGUUAAGGUAUUUGUGGGAGUCUAGGGACUGGGGAUGUUCCUGGGAAAUAUGAAAAUAUUGAAAAGAUAAUAAUUGAACAAUAAAAAUGAUGGAAGUAUCAUUGUUGUCAUCAUUGAUGUUUCUUUCAUUGUUGUUUAAAGAAUACAUCUGAAAUAUAUUAAUUGUACAUUUUCAGCUGAAAUUCUAUUGAGUUUUCAAUUUGUGUUUGAGCCUAUUCGGUAAUGAAAAGUAGCAAUAUUUUACACAUGAUUUAAAACUAAUUGAAUACUUGUGAAAAAUUUGAAUUGGUUGUGCAUUAUAGUAGACACCUAGAUGAACACUUUACAGUAUGUUUUAUGAAAGUGAAUCAUCCUUUUCAAAUUCUAUUGAGCUUUAAAUUUGUCUUUAAGUCCAUUCAGUAGUGAAAAAUAGCAAUAUUUUACACACAAUUUACAGUCUAGUUGAAUAAUUAUGAAAAAUAUAAAAGGUGUGCAUUAUAGCUGACACCUAGAUGAACACUUUACAGUAUGUUUUAUGAAUGUGAGUCAUUCUGUUCAAAUUCUAUUGAGCUUUAAAUUUGUAUUUAAGCCCAUUCGGUAAUGAAAGUUACAGUAGCAAUAUUUGACAUAUGAUUUAAAGUUUAUUUGAAUAAUUAUGAAAAAUAUAAAAGGUGUGCAUUAUAGCUGACACCUAGAUGAACAC